This is a messenger RNA of Caenorhabditis sp. 36 PRJEB53466, 2033 nucleotides long. The record is from the annotation of a GenBank genome assembly. NCBI's taxonomy places the organism in Eukaryota, Metazoa, Nematoda, Chromadorea, Rhabditida, Rhabditidae.
AUGCGACUUCUGUUCAUCUUCUCACUUUUGUUUGCCUCCACCGUCGCGUGGUUCUACGGCCGUGACGAGCCAGAUCGCUGGAGUGUCGGCGGGGUAUCAGCCAAAGUCUAAACAAUCACUCGUCUCUAUUGAAUUGCAGGUCUGGCCACUUCCCCAAAAAAUAAUAUAUGGAUCGAAGAACCGAACUUUGACAUAUGACAAAAUCGGAAUUGAUCUCGGCGAUAAGAAAGAAUGCGACAUUCUUUUUUCUAUGGCCGACAACUACAGUUCGUUAAAAACGGAGUGUCGCCGUAAAAUCUGUAAAUUUUAUAGUGAACAAGUGGUUGUUCCCGUUCCCGGUCGAGAUGAAAACAGGAGGGACCGAUGAUUUCAUUAUCACUGUGACGGUCAAAGAUGAGUGUCCGGCCGGUCCGCCCGUGCAUGGCGCCAGCGAAGAAUAUCUUCUGCGUGUCAGCCUCGGCGAAGCAGUCAUCAAUGCUCAGACUGUUUGGGGAGCUCUCCGAGCUAUGGAAACUUUGAGUCAGCUUGUCUUCUACGAUCAGAAAUCCAAAGAAGUUUGAUUGAAAGUGAAAGUUGAUAAUAGUAUUUUCUAAUUUUUCAGUACCAGAUCCGAACAGCAGAAAUCUUCGACAAACCCCGUUUCCCAGUGCGUGGAAUCAUGAUCGACUCCAGCCGUCACUUUUUGUCUGUUAACGUAAUCAAGAGACAAUUGGAGAUCAUGUCCAUGAACAAAAUGAAUGUUCUCCAUUGGCAUCUUGUGGAUAGCGAGUCGUUCCCGUAUACUUCCGCAAAGUUCCCCGAGCUUCAUGGAGUGGUAAACUACUAAACUGUCGCAAAUUGUCAAUUAUUUUUUCAGGGUGCUUAUUCUCCUCGUCAUGUAUAUUCCCGAGAAGAUAUUGCUGACGUAAUUGCUUUUGCAAGACUCCGUGGCAUCCGGGUCAUUCCGGAAUUCGACCUACCUGGACACACCUCCGCGUGGAAAGGCAAGAAAGGAUUCUUGACGGAAUGUUUCGACGAGAAAGGUGAAGAGACCAACUUGCCGAAUUUGAUUGAUCCAAUUAAUGAUGCUAAUUUCGAUUUCAUUUCCGUGAGUUGGGUCUAAUGGGACGGUUUGUCAAUUGAUCAUUGGUUCAGGAGUUUUUGCAAGAAGUCACAGAAACAUUCCCAGAUCAGUUCUUACACUUGGGAGGGGAUGAAGUGUCUGAUUACAUUGUGGAAUGCUGGGUCCGAAACAAGAAGAUUCGAAAGUUCAUGGAAGAGAAGGGAUUCGGAAAUGACACUGUGCUCCUUGAGAACUAUUUCUUCGAAAAGUGAGUCAAAUCCCACAACAAAAACCUUUAAUUUUUCCCCUUUCUGUUCAGACUUUACAAGAUUGUCGAAGGAUUCCGUCUCAAAAGAACUCCAAUAUUCUGGCAAGAAGUGUUCGACAACAACAUCCCGGAUCCCAAUUCGAUCAUCCAUAUUUGGAAGGGAAACACUCACGAGCAGAUCUAUGAGCAGGUCAAGAACAUAACAUCUCGAAACUUUCCGGUGAUCGUGUCCGCGUGCUGGUACUUGAACUAUAUCAAGUAUGGCGCUGAUUGGAAAGAUGAGAUCAGUGGAACCGCUCCUUCCAACUCCAGGUAUCAAACACCAAACAUUCCAUAUUUGUAUGUUGCAAUCAGAUAUUACUACUGCGAUCCCACCAACUUCAACGGAACUGAUGUGCAGAAAAACCUUGUGCUCGGAGGAAUCGCCGCGAUCUGGGGAGAACUUGUUGAUAACACGAACAUUGAAGCCAGACUUUGGUUUGUAACAGUUUUUCUCUAGACCAGUGGAAAUUGACAACUUUUUGCAGGCCGAGAGCUUCUGCGGCCGCCGAAAGACUUUGGUCGCCAGCGGAAAAGACGCAAAAGGCAGAAGAUGCUUGGCCAAGAUUGCACGAACUCCGCUGCCGCCUGGUCUCUAGAGGAUACCGUAUUCAGCCGAACAACAGCCCCGACUACUGCCCAUUCGAGUUUGAAGAACCCCUCGCAUCCAAGUCUGAGCUUUAA